This is a messenger RNA of Porites lobata, 9537 nucleotides long. The record is from the annotation of a GenBank genome assembly. NCBI's taxonomy places the organism in Eukaryota, Metazoa, Cnidaria, Anthozoa, Scleractinia, Poritidae.
AUGGCUUGGAUCGUUCUUACUUUUAUUACAUUUAUCCACAUCGCAAAAUAUAAUGCGCAGGUGAGCUAUCGUUCGUGAAAAACUGAAAAGAUAAAUAGUCAAUACAAGUGCUUUAUAUGUGCAACUAACAGAAGUCGGAUAAAUUCCAGACUUUAAAGAACCACUAAACGUUUCAAUGAAAAAAAAAACCCUGAACGUUUUUUAGCCUUUAGUUUAUUAUUCUUCCUGUUUAAUUUUGAUGGAAGAAAUAUACGCCUCUAGGCCAAACGUUUUAUGCCUUAAUACUGACUUAGUUUUUUUUAGCCAAAAAGAGACGGACAAAAAAACAAAAACAAAACCAAAAAGAUUCCUUGAGGUGGUUCCGUCGUAGCAGCGAUCUGCCACAAUCCUCGGUCUCUAGCUCGUAGCUGUUCUGGUUUAAAGGCUGCGAAACUUAGAGAUACCUGCUGAUAGAUAGCUAGAUUUAGCAAUUAUUAAAGGAAGUCGAUUUCAAGAAUGAUAUAACAUGUAUAAUUAUAUGUUUUCAGCAGACCCCACUUUUUCAAUCAAAUCGUGUCCAGUGAAAAAUUCUGCUGUUACGUUUUACGUAAAAUUUCUGUGCCAGGAAAAUUCAACAGAAAUCUUUGAAGCAGUCUCGAGCUAGUGAGUCCUUCUGAAUUCAGCGUUGAAUGUUUGUGAAUUUUCAAAAUGUGUUACUCUGAGAAAGGACUCGAGAACUAGAUUUUGUUAGUUUAAGUAUUAAAAAUAAACACUCUUCUUCGAUCGAUGGCCUGUAUGUUGCCCCACCACUAAGACACUUGUAAGCCCUGAUUAGACCUGGGAUCUGGAAACUGAGCUAGAAUCGUCUAGCACGAGGUUGCCUUCGAAGCCGUUAUAGAUACACAUUUUUUUCAACCAUUUACAUGUGUGAUGUGGACUAUACAGGGUAUGUAUUAUAUCAUCUGCAAUAAAACUUCAAUGGAAAAUUUUUAAACAGGAAAAUUAAAAAAAAAAAAAAACAAACAGAGGAAAAACAAACAAACCAAAAAAAAAAAAAACAGAACAACUUUUAACGGCGCGGCCGCUGUCAAACUCUUUUGCUUUGGUAAAAGCAUGCGCAACAGUUUCGCUAAGGAAGUUUGUGAAGGAAACGUGUAUUAACGAUAAAUAGCUAAGAAAAUAGACCAAGUGUUUGACUCAUUUUCUCUUGUGUUUGAACAAUAACAGGAACAGGUGCCCCAGUAACCAUUAUUAGAGAUGAUUUUAUAACUAGAAGUAAUCGGAGCUUAGGAGAGUGCGUUCGAUAUGUUUGUUAGGCAUACAGCUGGUAGCAGUUGAGGGAGAAGAGUGGAUGGUUCUUGAGACCGAUAAAUAUAAUUAUGGCAUAUUUUGAACGUAAGGAUGGCGCAGGGCAAAACCUCUAUCAAAACUGUGUCUCAUUAUGAAAAGGUUUUGAAGGCUUUAAUCGCGAUAUCGUAUGGCUUGUCUCAAGUGCUUGUAAUUUGAAGACACUGGCGAGAGGGCGCAGUUGUUCGAAGGCCUGAUUAGCGCUUAACCCGGGUUUCUUUUUCUUUUGUUCAAAACCAUUUCUUCGGAUAAUUUUCUCUGCUAUUUCUAACAACAUCCAAUUAUCAAAUUGUCGACGAAAUGAGUUAAACUGGAUUUACUUUUUAAGCUUUCACUUCUGAAUGCAAAUUUCGCACUAACCCUGGGUUAUCUUAACCAGCUUCGAACAACCCGGGCCCGGUAUUGUUAAAAAGCAAACGGUUGACAACGUUUUAGUUGUAAUCAUUAAUUUUAUCUGUUGGGAAUACACACAUACAUACAUACAUACAUACUUGUAUUCUGGGUAGAACGUAUGUCGUAGAGCGCUCAAUUCAUUUAAUUGAAGAGCAUUGACUAUUAAUAAUCACAGGAGUUUAGGAUUCAGGAGUAAUCAUUGAUCGUUUAUUGCAACAGUGCUGUUUUGUAUGAUCCGAAAUUGAAGGACCACACUCAUCAGGCAACUUCAACGAUUGACCGUUAAAAUUAAAAGCUGGCAGUAAAAGAUAGGGAUGCGUUAAGAGAUAAUAUCUAGGUAACAGAUGGAUUGUGUUGUGUCUUAGUUACGUUACUCUAGAUUUAUGAUCGAAGUACAUAUCUGUUUCUGUGGCGGCAUGAACUCGCUAGUUUGUUUCGCCUGUUUAGGCUACAUGGCUCUUUUUUACAAAUGAUGAUGAACUUUUCAUAAAGACAAAGAUUACAUUUUUUGCCAAUGUUGCUAUAGGCUUUACAUUUCUUUAAAACUUUCCAUUUUAUCUGGAAAGGUUUCUUAGAGUCUUGUAAAGUCCAAAUAUAUUUCGAGAGUUCCGUUACAUUUCUUCUGUUCGAGUGUCAAAAGGAGGACUGAUGGUUCCUAUAACGUUUCUUAAAGUUUGUUGCCAGUCCGACGUAAGUUUCAGUUGUCGUCGCUGUGGUUACAGUGGCUUGGUAGAUUACAUUUGAUUGGAGGCAGCGAAAACAGUGUCUAGCAGGUUCCGUAGUAGUUUACAAAAUUUGCGAUUUUUUUGCUACCUUCACGAUUUCCUACUAACAUAACUGCUUCUUCCUUGGUAAUAAUUCAACGCAGCAUGGAGCUCUUGUUUGAAGUUCCUGUUUAACGUAACCUUAAACUAAAGGCACACGCGGAUCCAAUUUCAGGGACUUUUGGUGCUAUAUCAAGUUCUUUCACGCCUUAAAUGUGCCCGAUUCCAAUUCUGAAAAGCUCAGGUGCUAACGUUUGAAUUAUUCCAAGGAAAUGUCGCGGAAGGUAGCAAUGGUUUGGAUCGUUCUUACUUUUAUUGCAUUUACCCACAUCGCAAAAUAUAAUGCGCAGGUGAGCUAUCGUUUGUGAAAACCGAAAAGAUAAAUAGUCAAUACAAGUGCUUUAUAUGUGCAACUAACAGAAGUCGGAUGAAUUCCGGACUGUAAAGGGCCACUAAACGUUUCAAUCAAAAAGAGCCCUGAAUUUGUUUUAGAAUUUAGUUUAUUAUUCUUCCUGUUUAAUUUUGAUGAAAGAAAUAUACGCCUCUAGGCCAAACAUUUUAUGCCUUAAUACUGACUUAGUUUUUUUUAGCCAAAAAGAGACGGACAAAAAAACAAAACAAAACCAAAAAGGUUCUUUGAGGUGGUUCCGUUGUAGCAGCGAUCUACCACAAUCCUCGGUCUCUAGCUCGUAGCUGUUUUGGUUUAAAGGCUGCGAAACUCAGGGAUACCUGCUCAUAGAUAGCUAGAUUUACCAAUUGUUAAAGGAAGUCGAUUUCAACAAUGACAUAACGUGUAUAAUUAUGUGUUUUUGUCCAGUGAAAAAUUCUGCUGUUACCGGUUUUACCUAAAAUUUCUGGUUUCAGGUUUUUUUGAUAUAAUCAGGGUGUGCAAAGAAAAUUCAACAGAAAUCUUUGAAGCAGUCUCGAGCUAGUGAGUCCUUUUGAAUUCUGCGUUGAAUGUUUGUGAAUUUUCAAAACGUAUUACUGUGAGGAAGGACUGGAGAAUAUUGUAGAUUUUGUUGGUUUAAGUAUAGUAUUAAAAAUAAACACUCUUCUUCGAUCGAUGGCCUGUAUGUUGUUCCACCACUGAGGCACUUGUAAGCCCUGAUCAAGCCUGGGAUCUGGAAACCGAGCUAGAAUAGUCUAGCAUGAGGUUGCUUUCGAAGCCGUUAUAGAUACACAUUUUUUUUUCAACUAUUUACAUGUGUGAUUGUGGACUAUACAGGGUACGUAUUAUAUCAUCUGCAAUAAAACUUCAAUUUAAAAUUUGUAAACAGAAAAUUUUAGAAAAAAAAAAGAAAGAAAAACAGAACAACUUUCAACGGCGCGGCCGCUGUCAGGCGCUUUUGCUUUGGUAAAAGCAUGUGCAACAGUUUCGCUAAGGAUGUUUGUGAAGGAAACGUGUAUUAAAGAUAAAUAGCCAAGAAAAUAGACCAAGUGUUUGACUCAUUUUCUCUUGUGUUUGAACAAUAACAGGAACAGGUGCCCCAGUAACCAUUAUUAGAGAUGAUUUUAUAACUAGAAGUAAUCGGAGCUUAGGAGAGUUCGUUCGAUAUGUUUGUUAGGCGCACAGGUAGCAGUUGAGGGAGAAGAGUGGAUGGUUCUUGAAACAGAUAAAUAUGAUUAUGGCACAUUUUGAACGUAAGGAUUUCGUAAAGCGAAACCUCUAUUUAAACUGUAUCAUUAUGAAAAGGUUUUGGAGGCUUUAAUUGUGAUAUCGUAUGGCUCGUCUCAAGUGCUUGUAAUUUAAAGAGACACUGGCCAGAGAGCGCAGUUGUUCGAAGGCCUGAUUAGCGCUUAACCCGGGUUUCUUUUUCUUUUGUUCAAAAUCAUUUCUUCGGAUAAUGUUCUCCGCUAUUUUUAACAACAUCCAAUCAUCAACUUGUUGACGGAAUGAGUUAAACUGGAUUUACUUUUUAAGCUGUCACUUCUGAAUUCAAAUUUCGCACUAACCCUGGGUCAUCUUAACCAGCUUCGAAGAACCCGGGCCAGGUACUGUUAAAAAGCAAACGGUUGACAACGUUUUAGAUGUAAUCAUUAAUUUAUCUGUUGGGAAUAAGAUCAUCCAAUACAUACAUACGUACAUACAUAUCAUUUAAACACGAUAUGAUUUAAACCUCGAAGCUUGUGGGGUCGUGUAAAAAUAAUUACAAAUGGAUAAAAAUAUACAAAAAAUAAGAAUAAUAUUACUUACAUAAUACAACUACAAUAAAAACUCUAAAAAUAUACAGUAAGAUUCUAACAAAAAAAUACAAGUUUAAAAUGAAUUUACAUUAGUUACCUCUAAGUAAAUUGACUACAGCAUCUAAAACAUAAAAUAGUUAAAAACAUUUAAAAUCUUGGUGGUGCGUGGGCAGCGACUGGACCAACUGGGCGCUAAAAUCAAGUUCCUUAAAAUAAGAGUCCUUCUUCACUUUGCGAGUAAAAAAAACAGUAAACUGGUCUGUAAAGUGAGUCGAGACAGCUUUCCAAAGAAUAGCGCUUCCAUAACUAAUAGAGUUUUUAAGAAACUGCGAGUUUAAUCGCGGGACGAUUAUGUUAUUAAUCCCUCUGAAGUUGUUAAUGUAGUGCAUGAGGGCCCGGGUUUAUUCCUCAAGUAUGAAAGAGCCGCAGGUGCUUCACCUAUAAACACGCUAUGGAGUAUUCUAGUUCGAAUGUCGGCAAACUUCCUCAUGUAGACAAUUACUGAAAUGUACUAUAAAAUGAAACCGUUCACUGGUUAGUCUUCUUAACUUGUGUUUAUAUUCAAGACCCAACACCACGCUGGAGCACAAUGAAUUGUAUUUGAACAAUGGUUCACUUAAACUACACCUCGCACACGUUUCAAGGGAAUCAUCAAAGCCUCCAGUGGAAUGUGUGUGCUCACGUCAAUAUAACUUUUUCAUUAAUUUGGUCGAGUGUGUUGAUUUCAGUGACUUGAGUGGCGCUACUGUAGGCUGGUUUAUAAGUUUUUUCGAAUAAAUAACAUAGAGCUAAAUGUUCGUUUGUCCGGUGCCGAAGAAAUCACGAGUCAUGAUGAAAUGGCGCCGCCGAGCUGCACAACUCGGUAGAUUUACUUUAUGGCGCAACGGCCGCCGAGCUAUUAACUCAGCAGAUUUACUUUGUGUGACACCGAAUGGCCGCCGAGUUACACAACUCGGAUAUUUACUUUGUGGCACAACGGCCGCCGAGCUAAACAACCCGGUUUCAUUGAUGCAUGCACCAGGAGUCACAAACAGUUUCCAAAGACAGUGACGAACCAUGCCGGAAAAUAUGAAGGCAUAAUCCAAAGUAAAACUUUACUCAGGGUGUUGAACUGAACGCUUUGGCAGAUUCAACAACCACAGAUUCAGCAAACUCUUGAAAUAUGUACGCCUACGAAGAGAAAUAGCACACCUCAGCAAACGUUUAGAAGAUGAACGCCGAGGACACACGAAUCACCGCAUGAGUUAGCGCGUCAAAGUGAGGCAAAACGUAAACAAUCGCCUCGAACCGAGGCACAUGUGUGUCGACACAAAUGCAAACUCGAGAGAACCUCCCUUAUUGAUUGCACAGGACAUCCAAUACUGCACAGAACACCCAACACAAAUUAGGGGUUGCGUUCUCGUACCUCGAACGCAAUUAAAAUCCUCCACAUAAAACUAACCUAAACAAACUUCAUUUAUUAAUAUAACUGCCAGUUCUAAAGGUAUUUAUAUGGAAUUUCGUGAUCAUUAAAUAUUCCACAAUUUCGCAAAAAUUUCGAGAAUAUCAUUAAGAAAGUCUUGUUCAUUACUUCAAGUUUGGCAGAGGCUAAGAAUAACUACAAUGCAAUUAUAUAAUAAAAUUAGUUAUUUUCAUUUUCCAAUGAACAGCUUCAAAGAGGCGAACUUCGAGACUGUUAUUAACAAAGUCUUGUUCAUUUCUUUAAGUUUCGUAAAACUGAGAGGCUAUGGAUAAAUACAAUGCAGUUAAUUUGAUAAUAAAGUUUUUUGUUUAUUUUCCAAUGGACAGCUUCAAAGAGGCGAACAAGAGCACCUGCAAUUUGGGAACUUCAAGGAAUUUCUCAAUCACUUGCUAAAUAUUUCCCAAGUUUUGUCCACCGUGAAUGUCAGCGACUCCAUUGACUGUGCCUUCCAGUGCCUUGCUAACGUGACGUGCUUGUCAUUCAAUUUUGACAUUUCGCCGAACAGCAGCUCCACACUUCAUGUUUGCCAUUUGCUAUCUACAGACAAGUACAACCACUCCAUUGCCUUCGUGCGGAGUGAUCAGUUUCACCACUUCACUAUUGCGGUAGGAUAAAUGAAGCUAUUUUACUGGCCCUAGUCGUUCAAAAGCUGGAUAACGCUAUCCACUGGAUAAAUCUCUUUCCACUGGAGAACGCAAGUGGUUUCUGUAAUACUUAUCCGCUGGAUAGUGAUUUAUCCGGUGGAUAACGCUUUCCAGCGUUUGAACAACCAGGGCCAGUGGUUAUAAUAAAUUAACUUCAAUGCACGAAAGUGAGAUAAAACUAAAAUAGUUUGCACCGCCUAGAAACACCUGGAAUUAACUACACGACCUUUCUAUUCCGAUACACUUUUCCCGUUCGAUAAAUCUUUUUGAUGAAAAGUACAAGGAGAAGUUUGGUAGAUAAAACGACACUCACAUAUGAAACCGACACUUAUUAUCGUCAGCUAAAAGACUUUUUCUUUUGAGUGUUAAUGAAAGUCGUUACAAAUGCGCAGCUUAUGAUAACCUACUUUUGCACUGAUAUAGUUGUUCUUUGCACUUCAGAGCCCAUGUGACAGUUCUCCUUGCCAAGAUGGUGGACAAUGUCGCCCACUGUACGAUAAAAAUGACUUCGUAUGUGAAGGUAAUGACUUGGACGUUAUAUUUUGUCAUCAUCCGAUCGACCUUUUGCUUGCUCGAACAUAGUCGAAUCAGGAGAUCUUAAAAAUGUAAAAACGCAAUGCGAAUGGCUCAGAAAUCUCUCUUCCAUUAAAAAAACGGCAUUACUAACUAUAAAUAGGGCAUGCUCCUACACCAAGAAAUGCAUGGGAUUUUUUUUUUUUUCGAAUAUCGAAGAUGGUAGUUUUAGAACUUUACUCAAGGGGCUACUCAACAACCUUUAAUAAGGCGGGUUUGUGGGCAGGCUCCGCUCCGAUUUCCAAAACCCCUUACCCUUUUACAUACUUUCGGAACUUUUGACCGUAGCCCUUUCAUACACCCUCAGUUUAAAAAUGGUACCCCUUUCAAAUGCCUGGAAUACAGUGACUCUGUUGGGGAUAAGCACAGAUUUUUUUCAACUCGAACGUGAAAACUAAUUUUAAAAAAAAUUAAAAUACAAAACAUGUAGGUAGAGAGCCAAAUAGAACUGAAAAACCGAGCCAAAUACUCACAAGUUCUGUGCUCUCCCUUUUAUAUACCUGAAACCUGAAAAGGGGAGUCAUCUUGACCGGAGCCUCCUUGUAAAGGACAACAUAGGAAGUAACCACCGGAACUCUACGCCCUCAUGUUGGUCAAGCCUGGUAAUCACUAGCGCAUAAGCAUAAGCACAAGCACAAGCACAAGCACAUGUGUAAGCAAGUGAAAACUGAGUCGGCAUAAGCAUAAGCAUAAGCACAAGAAAAACGCACAAGUUCGUUCUUCUUGUGCUCAUGCUUAUGCUUAUGUCGUAGCUUUGACUAGCGAAAACGGGUUCGACAUAAGCAAUAGCAUGAGCACAAGGCCAUGGACCAAUCAUAGGCCACUUUGACCCAGACCUCAUGCGAACAUAUCGAAGGCAAUAUGGCGGACGAAGCGUCCGCCAUUUUGUUUAUCACCGAGUUAAAAAAUUGAAGCUCAGUGGAUCGAGAAUUGAGUCAAAUAUGCCAUUCUGCGCGUGCUUAUACUUAUGCCCUAGUGAAAACCAGGCUUUAGCAAAACAACGAAAGAUAUAAGGCCAAUCGGUUGACGUCAUUUUCAUUCCCUCAAUUAAGGCAUAUGUGGUAAAAUUUACUUUCAGUCUGAACUUGAAUUCUUGGAGUUUAAUGACACACCCUGUCAUGUUGAACAUUAAGAAUGUAACUGUGCCAGGCUCUCAUGGACUUAAAACCAAAUUUCCUCAACGAAUAUCGUUAGAUUAGCGUACUCUACAGGUGCUUAUGAUUUUCCCAUAAACACUUGAAGACUGAGGGCUGGUUCAGUGGGGUUGAUUACCUGAAUCUGAGGACUUCAUAAAGCUUUAAAAUGUUUUCCUAGUCUUUCCGUUUUAAUUAUCAUUUUUACCCACAAAAGGGUAAAAAACAAAUUAAAAAAAUGUAUAUGCUGAGCAUGUACAAUGCAGAAUAGUUUUUUCUAUGAGUGUGACUCUAUCUCAUUACUGUGAUCCAAAAAUUUCAUCUGUACUAAUGUAAAUAGAUUUGUUUUUCAUAACCUUAAGUGUGCCUUAUCUUGACUUGAGGGUUUUGUAGACUAACUGCAAUUUGGGUCUUUAAAAUUAUCUUAAACUAGGUACGUCAUAUUAAAAGGGUGUGAGAUAUAGCUUAUAAGAAAUUUGUGUCUGAGAGGUCUGAGAUACAGCAUGGAACGUUUCUUUAUCCCUGGUAAGCAGUAAUAACUAUCUCAAGCUAUUACGAAAGCUGACUAUUUAAACACCAGCUUGGAGUUUUAUGCGCCGUUGUUCUUUUUCAUUCCGGUUUUAGGGUGGUUCAAGAUUAACACAUAGGAAGUGUGCUUUGGAGCCAGGGACGAUUCCUACGGCAAGUUCAGUAUUCAUAAGGCGGGAAAGAUUUCUGCGUUUAAACUAGCUCAUCGCUCAGGUUUCGUGUCUUGUAAGCUUAGCGCCGAUAAAGGAUCAAAUUGGGGAUGCAUCUUGUCAUACAAGGGUCAAAUUUGUACACACAUGACUGAUGCCAGCAACGUCAGUCUUGUAAAUAAUUUAAAUUUAGGCAUUCAUGGAUGUUACCAGCUGCCUGGGUUUGAUCAUAAUUCCCCUGAAAUCGAGUUGAGCCUUUCAUCCCCAAUUGGUGUUCGUGCUGGACAGGAGUUCAGAAUCUGGUACGGCGAAGAUUUAUAUAAUAAAGACGACUCCGACAACCAUGGCAAGUCAUGCGUCGAUGUGUACGGCUUUUACUAG